Molecule: messenger RNA, 549 nt
Organism: Pediculus humanus corporis (human body louse)
Lineage: Eukaryota; Metazoa; Arthropoda; Insecta; Psocodea; Pediculidae
Exons: 2
Coding region: 1-549 (182 amino acids)
Source: RefSeq, a predicted model, not a curated record
AUGUACGAGUGCAUAACCCCAAAAUGUGAAUUGGUUGUUGUUACGUCGCUCAUGGAAUUGGGAUCCAUAGCGAAAGUAACAACACUCGAAAUGUCGAAACGUUCGAUCGAAGAAGGUAUCAAGGAGGAAGGAGAAGGAGGAGGUGGUGGGGGUGGGGCGACGAUCAAAGUCGAAGAGGAAAUAAUGGAAGAUUAUGAAAAUUUUCAAAACGUGAGUCAAACGGUGUCGGUGGUUUCGUCUUCGCCACCGGAAACUUUACCGCAGUUACAAAGGCCGGUGAUAACGGUUAAAGAUUUUAGAAUGCCGUCUGCUCCUGUCGGUUUGGUAUCGUCGAGCACGUCGUCGUCGUCGUCCUCGUCGUCAUCGUCGUCAUCACCGCCGAAUUCGAAUUGCAUGAGACCUCCUCCGCCGCCGGGACCACCGAGAGGUCCUCGUUCGUCGUCGGGAUACGUCGUAGAAGUCGUUAAACAGGAAAGACUAGAAAGAGACAGACAACAUCCGCCGCACGAGGAACCUUCGAGUUCGAUACCGGAUUUGGGUAAGUCAUAA